UGACUGACCCAACGCAAACACAACACUCGCUUCACAACAACUCGUCUUCUCAAUUUUCAAAAGCCUUUUAACUCCAACUUGGAAUGAAAGGCUGAAUCCAAAUCCAAUGGCCUCUCGUCGUAUUCAUACUCUUCUUCCCUUCGGUUUCUCCAUACACGGUGCGCCGCUUUCAUCUUCUGCACUUCUACAAGGGUUUUCUGGAAGCUCUCGAAGCUAUAGCAUUGUUGAAUCGUCGAAACAGUGUGUAUUGAGACCUGAUGAUGAUGAGAUAGCCGCGCUCCGUCGCGAAUUCGUAGCUGCAAAACAGAGUUUUCUCAAUAUUCCCGAUGCGCUCAGAAAAAUGCCCAAAAUGAAUCCUAAAGGCAUAUACGUGAAUAAAAGCUUGAGAUUGGACAAAUUGGAAGUUUAUGGUUUCGACUAUGAUUACACAUUGGCUCAUUACUCGUCGCAUUUGCAGACUUUGAUAUAUGACCUUGCCAAGGAGUUCAUGGUUAAUGAGCUUAGGUAUCCUGAGAUUUGCAUGGAUUUUAAAUAUGACCCAACUUUCCCCAUUAGAGGGCUAUACUAUGAUAAGUCAAAAGGGUGCCUCAUGAAGCUGGAUUUCUUUGGUUCGAUUGAGCCGGAUGGAUGCUACUUUGGUAGACGCAGGCUAAGCCGAAAGGAAAUACGUGAUAUAUAUGGCACGCGACAUAUUGGUCGUGAUCAAGCUCGAUCACUUGUUGGUUUGAUGGAUUUCUUCUGCUUUAGUGAGGCAUGCCUCCUUGCAGAUAUAGUGCAAUAUUUCGUUGAUGCUAAGCUAGAAUUUGAUGCUUCCUACAUUUAUGAAGAUGUUGUUCGUGCAAUUGAGCACGUCCACCGAAGUGGCAUGGUUCAUAGAGGAGUUCUCUCUGAUCCACAUAGAUACUUAGUGAAAAAUGGAAAGAUGUUUCGUUUUCUCAAGAUGCUAAGGGAGAAGGGGAAGAAGCUUUUCUUGUUGACUAAUUCUCCUUAUUACUUUGUGGAUGGAGGGAUGCGUUUUAUGUUGGAGGAUUCUAUGGAUUGUAGAGACUCCUGGACGGAACUGUUUAAUGUUGUGAUUGCUAAGGCCAAGAAACCACAGUUUUAUACAUCUGAGCAUCCAUUCCGUUGUUAUGACACACAGAAAGACACAUUAACUUUUACCAAGGUUGAUGAAUUUCUUCCUGAUAAAAUUUAUUAUCAUGGAUGCCUCAAAUCCUUUCUCCAAAUAACCAAGUGGAAAGGCCCAGAGGUGAUAUAUUUUGGAGAUCACCUAUUUAGCGACUUGAGAGGACCCUCAAAGGCAGGUUGGCGCACAGCCGCAAUCAUCCAUGAACUAGAGAGCGAAAUACAAAUACAAAAUGAAGAUACCUACCGUUCUGAGCAGGCAAAGUUUCAUAUAAUACAGGAACUACUAGGUAAGUUGCAUGCGACUGCAGCAAAUAGUCUGAAAACUGCAGCUUGGAAUUCACUUCUGGAAGAACUUAAUGAGGAGAGGCAAAAAGCACGAAGCAUGAUGAAGAUGAUGUUUAAUAGAUCUUUUGGAGCAACAUUCCUGACUAGCACAGGUCAAGAAUCUGCUUUUGCUUAUAACAUUCAUCAGUAUGCAGAUGUUUAUACUAGUAAGCCAGAGAAUUUUCUUCUCCAUUCACCUGAAGCAUGGCUUCAUGUUCCAUUUGAUGUCAAAAUCAUGCCUCAUCAUGUGAAGGUUCCAUCAAGUUUGUUUAGAACUGGAUGAACAGUCCUUGAAAUCAUUCAAACUAUUAGCAGCAUUCUGUGUCUAACUUUUAGCGGAAUAAUGAUGUGGCGAUUCCAGUUAGCACAGAGAGGUGCAGCUGGAAGACACUUGUUGCGGCAAGCCGGCAAUGUCGUGCAUUCAAUUUUGUUCUAUUUUCUGUAUUUCCCCAUUCCACAUUGGCAUUGCUAACAUGGUAUCGUCAAAUACGCUUAUGCUUCGUGUUAUGACCCGAAAUUGCAGACACGUGCAA
Gastrolobium bilobum is the source of this 1985-nucleotide messenger RNA. RefSeq lists its product as uncharacterized. The record is from RefSeq and is a predicted model, not a curated record. The transcript is spliced from 14 exons. Lineage: Eukaryota; Viridiplantae; Streptophyta; Magnoliopsida; Fabales; Fabaceae. Gene Ontology annotation, molecular function: 5'-nucleotidase activity. The coding region runs from base 107 to 1735 and encodes 542 amino acids.